This is a messenger RNA of Teleopsis dalmanni, 1304 nucleotides long. Its product is annotated as keratin, type I cytoskeletal 9. The record is from RefSeq and is a predicted model, not a curated record. The coding region runs from base 309 to 1235 and encodes 308 amino acids. The transcript is spliced from 2 exons. Lineage: Eukaryota; Metazoa; Arthropoda; Insecta; Diptera; Diopsidae.
UAUGAUUUCGAUGUUGGAAGCUGGAAACAACAAAUUUUGAAAUACGGUUUUUUAAAAGAUUUGAGUGUGAGGUAACAGACGCACGAACUGGAAUCCACGCGCGUACGCAAACAAUGAGGGAAGGCAGUGCUUCUCUUUUGCAAUUAAAGAUUAUGUUGGCUAAGAAAUGAAAAAAUAUGAAGAGCCCUUGACACGAGUAUAUAAGUAAAAGAAAUGAUAGAAAGUGUUAUCAUUUGCGUUGGAUACACUCAACCGUUAAGGUCAGACAUAGUCAGUCAUAACUGGGAUUAAAUAACAGACCUGACAAAAUGAAAUUUUUCCUUUGCCUAUUUGCAUUGAUUUGUGCAUGCAAUGCUACGUUGCUUUCCUUGCUGGGCGGUGGCGGAGGAGGUGGUGGUGGCUCAACAACUACAUACGAUGUAGUAGCUAGACCGAGUCAUGGAGGAGUAGGUGGACAUGGUGGUCAUGGUGGUCACGGUGGACACGGUGGUGUAGGAAUUAGUGGCGGUCAUGGCAGUUAUGGUGGUCAUGGUGGUCAUGGAAGCUACGGAGGUGGCCACGUUGCUGCAGCUCCACAAGUUGUUAAAGUAAUACUUUCACAAGGUCAAGGUUACUCCGGUGGCGGCAGUGUUGGUGGCAGCAUUGGAGGCGGUUAUAGUCAUGGUGGUGAUAGUUAUGCUGGUGGCCACGGUUAUGCUGGAGGUCAUAGUUAUGGUGGUGCUUCGGCUGGUGGCUAUACACAAGUGUAUAAAGUUAUCGAGGAAACUGCACCCGCAACUGGUAUCGCAUACUCUAGUGGUGGCUCCUAUGGCGGCAGCUAUGGUGGUGGUCAUUCUGUUGGCGGUUCUUAUGCUUCUGGACACUCUUAUGGUUCCCAUGGUAUCUCUUCGCAAUUAGAUGCUAUUUUACCACAAAUUUUACAAAUAGUGUUACAAGAUAAUGCCUAUGGCGGUGGGGAUGAUGGGGCUUUCAAUGCCCAAUUGAUUGAUCAUUUUGGACUAAAGGGUAAAGCCACUGUAAUGCGUAGCAAAGGAGCUCAAAGCAGUUAUUUCAAGGGUGGACAUGUAGUGCAAAAGGGUACUUUACAAGUUACAAGAGUAGAAAACAAUGGUGGUUCAGUACAAGGUGGUGGUCAUGGAGCCCAUGGUGGUUCCGGUGGUAUUGGACAAAGUCAUGGUCAUGGCUCAUAUGGACCACCUGCACAUCCGCCACAUCCACCAGUCAGCAGUUGGUAGUUGCGUAGCAUAUAUUAUGCAUGUGAUUUUAGUUCGUAAUUUAGGCUGAUUUAAAUUGAUAGCAGAUAA